AUGGUGGUGGGUUGGGAUACAAGGUGGGUUGGGUUACGACAACAAGUUUGAAGAAAGACGAAAAAGUUGAUUUUCUUAACCACCUUAAUCAGCAGAAUCCGACCAUCCAAUUUACAAUUGAGCCAGAAAAGAACGGGCAAUUAGCGUUCUUGGACUGUUUGGUCACCAGAUCGGGCAACACCAUUAGAACAAGCGUAUACAGGAAACCUACUAGUACGGACCGUUUGUUAGAUGAUUUGUCAUACCACCCAGCCUCGCACAAAUCAGCGACCAUUAAAACCUUAGUUAAAAGAGCCCACGUAAUUUCCAGUUCAAAUGAAGAUCUCGAAGCAGAAUUGAAACACUUGAAUGAAGUAUUUGACGUGAACAACUACUCGAAACCUUUU
Paramuricea clavata is the source of this 386-nucleotide messenger RNA. The record is from the annotation of a GenBank genome assembly. Lineage: Eukaryota; Metazoa; Cnidaria; Anthozoa; Malacalcyonacea; Plexauridae.